Messenger RNA from Ceratina calcarata, 4296 nucleotides. RefSeq names its product Eps15 homology domain containing protein-binding protein 1 (gene Ehbp1). The record is from RefSeq and is a predicted model, not a curated record. NCBI's taxonomy places the organism in Eukaryota, Metazoa, Arthropoda, Insecta, Hymenoptera, Apidae. Bases 196 to 3042 code for a protein of 948 amino acids. The transcript has 19 exons. Gene Ontology annotation, molecular function: protein binding.
UCAUAGAUUAAAAUAGAACGGGGACAAUAAGUCAGAGUUCAGGUUCAGAGUCAGAGUCGUUCAAAGUUAGACAGAGUUAGACAGAGUCAGAAGAAUUUCGUCACGAGAACGAUGUGUCACGCUCAACGUGCAUGCAAAUAGUUGUCAAGCUCGAAGUGCAUCGUGACGAUCAUCGCAAAAACAGGCUCGUUAAAGAUGAGUUCCGUCUGGAAACGGUUGCAGCGGGUAAAUAAAAGGGCUGCCAAGUUUCAAUUCACCGUAUCAUAUCACGAACUCACGUUAGAAACCACGACAAAAUGGAAGCCAAACAAACUGAGUGUUGUAUGGACGAGACGUAGCAGAAGAGUUAGCUCAGAGCCCAUGGACUGGGAGCCGAGCUUGAGUGACCCUAUGAAAGGUGUCAUCAGCUGGCCAGUUCCUGAUAAUCACACGGUUUCUGUGACUCUGUUCAAAGAUCCAAGGACUCAUGAAUUAGAGGAUAAAGAUUGGACAUUCGUAAUCGAAGAUGUUUCUGUUACUGGUAAAAGACGGCAUGUAGCUGCCACUAACAUAAACAUGAAGAAGUACGCAACCCUGGAAUCUAGUCAACAGCAACUAAAAUUAGACUUGAAGCCGACAUCGAAGAAGAUCAUCAGUGCCACAUUGGAAUGUACUCUAUCCUGUGUCUUCCUAAGGGAGGGCAAGGCGACGGAUGAAGACAUGCAGAGUAUGGCCAGCUUAAUGUCCGUCAACAACAACAGCGAUAUCGCGCCGCUGGACGAUUUCGAUAACGAAGAUAUCCCAGAGGAUGUUGAGGAAGUAUCGGGAAAGAAUAUUGACGAGAUCUUGGAUAUCUCUACUCAACUUGAUUUAAUGACGAGCAGUCUUACCGAAAGCGAAUUACCCAGUACUCCGAUAAGCGUGGCGAGUUUAUCAAAAGACGAUGCCACACCCGUGAACGACAGCGAUCACAUGCACGGCGUUUGUAUAACAGGUAUCAACGAUUCCUUCAAAGAGAAAUCAUCCUUAAAGGAUAACAUCGUUGUUGAGAACAAUAAAAACAUAGAACACAGUACGAUGCUGAGACUACCGUUGCAACCAUUGGAGCUGAAGAAGAACGAUGCCAAUAUUCCCAAGUUAAAGGAGAUCACGCCAGGUCAAGAUCUGCUGGAGUGGUGCAAGGAAGUAACGAAGGAUUACCCUGGCGUGAAAGUUACCAAUCUCACGACGUCUUGGCGAAAUGGAAUGGCGUUCUGUUCUAUCAUACAUCAUUUCCGGCCGGAUCUGAUAGACAUAGAUGCACUGUUACCGCACGACGUGAAGGGUAACUGUAAAAAAGCGUUCGACGCCGGAGAAGCUCUCGGCAUACCGAGAGUCAUAGAACCGGCGGACAUGGAUAUACUGACAGUACCUGAUAAGUUAGCUGUGAUGACUUACUUGUAUCAACUGAGGGCGCAUUUCACUGGCCACGAGUUAGAGGUGCAUCAAAUAGGCAAAACAGCGGAUGAGUCAUCGUACAUGAUCGGUAGAUUUAAUACGGACAAUAAUUCGGACGUGAGUGUCCAACUGUUCGGUCAAGAGAUAAUUAAUUUGCGUAAGAAAGAUCAAACGGAGCUUAAGAACAAUAAAACCGACAAUAGGCGAUCGAAUCCCUUCGACAAUAAAAAGGAGGACGUUAACAUCGAGUCCCUAAAGAACAAAUUACAUUUGAGUUUGAAUACAGAGAAUCAGGAUUACGAUCAAUGCAAUAAGGAUAAAUCACCGUCGAGUGUAAAAGACGUGAAAGAUAUUAUAUUAGCUGGUUCGAAGAGUAUUUUAGAGAAAGUGUUGUCGCCGACGAAAGAGAAAUACGCGUUUAGAGAGAAGAGUAAAUCUCCACCGAGAGUAUCGCAAGCAAAUCAGCGUCCCAUAUUAAUGACUCGUCGACAAUUAACAGAUCCCUUCGGAUCUGACGAGGAAGAGGAAAAUAUUCAAGUGAUCGAUGAGAAAUGGUCUCAAUCGAUUGCGAUUAACAAUUCAGAAACUUCGAUUAAUAACGAUUCGGGUAGCGAAAGGGGUAUUCGUACUGAGUGCCGUAACGUAUUGUCGCCGCAGGAAGAAAAACGAUCUCAACACCCGUUAGUCAGUCGGCAUGACGAAUUAAGAAAACGCGCCAGACAGCUAUUAGAACAAGCUCGGAAUCAGAGAAAAUCAACGGGACUUGUUUCCAUCGCUGCUUAUUCUCUCGAGGCCCAGAACGACGAUGAAAGACAGCAACAAUUGCGUGAAAGAGCGAGACGUUUGAUAGCAGAAGUGAAGAUGGGCGUUACGUCGAAUCAGAGUAACGACGACAAUAGCAGUGAUAGACGAUCGUUAGACGAUCAGAAUAACAGUCCGAGGCGAAGCAUGACGCCUUCCACUCCGGGUGAUAGAUUUAGUACAAAGUCGGAGUACAACGGGAAUACAUUAGGAACUCCGAACGUAGCAGACACGGAGAAGAAAACUGGUUCUCCUCUGUUCUCAUUCUCUAAGAUAAUCGAAAGAAUCUCACCAGAUAAAGCUAGUCCUGAUGGAACUUCGUACACGCUCAGAGGACUAGGAAAAGAUAUGUCGUCGUACAUUCAAAACGAAUUGGAAGCAUUGGAAAGAGAGCAAACCCAGAUCGAUAUUCAAGCCGGCAAACUCGAGAAGCAAUUGCGAGCCGCAAUGGAAAGUGAUAACGAAGACGAAACGGAAAGGCUGAUGUCUCUUUGGUUUACGCUUGUUAAUAAAAAGAACGCGUUACUUAGAAGACAGAUGCAGUUGAACAUAUUGGAGAAAGAAGACGACUUGGAACGACGGUUCGAGCUGUUGAACCAGGAACUGAGAAGCAUAUUGGCGGUGGAGGAUUGGAGGAAGACUGCGGAGCAAAAGAUGCGGGAGAAUUUACUUUUAGAGGAACUGGUAUCUAUCGUGAACAAAAGAGAUGAGCUGGUUCAUCACCUUGAUACGCAAGAAAGAGCGAUUGAGGAUGACGACGAGAUAGAGCGCAACUUAUCUAGAACAGGUUUAGCUCAGCGAAAUAAAAAUUGCUCAGUGCAAUGAAAGCAUCCUACUUUGCUGUUGCCGAUCGAACGAGACGAAAGACAAAAUUCGUUUUGCCAAAGAAAAUAUGUUGACGAAAGGUAAAAGGUAAAAGGAUCGCUAUGUCCUACGCGAGAUACUGACACGUAGAAAUUUAUUUUUUACUAUAAAUCAUGUAAGAAUUGUACAAUCAACGUUUCAUAUUUACGAGACAUGGAUUUAUUGUUAAAUGUGGAUGGAAUGCUGCUUCUUUCAGUAAAGUUCAAAAUGAACAUCGAUCCCUCAAAGGGAUGCGUAUAAGAAAAACGAACAAAGCCUGUUACAGACUUGUAAAAAGAAGUAUAUUAAGUAUAUUGAUUAUAAAUAUAUUAAAAAAAGAAAAUCGACUGCAGUUACACGCUCGCUCAUAAUUGUAAUAUUGUAGUAAAGAAAAAUUGUCCCGAGAACUUCUUCUCUUAAAGAUGAUGUGUAUGAAUCUGGCUGUAAAUUGUGAGGAAACACGAAAACGCUAUGUCCGCUAUGAUGUGUAAUAUUGCAAUUCGGCAAUAUUAGAAAUACUUUGUUCAGAUUAUUAUAGAUUACAAUUACGUUGUGCCAUAUAAUUAAUUGUUUCGUAAGCUUCAUCGUUCAUUCAUCUGUAAAAGAUGACUCGAGGUGGGAAUGCGAAUAAAUGAUACUAAUUUAAUAUUUAAUAACACUCGUUAAUGCAAUAGGUGCGUAUAUAUACAUAUGUAUACGCAGGAUAUGUAUAUACAUAUAUCGUGUUGAGUGUAACUGCCAUAAUCAAUCGAAAUUAGUGUACGUAUAGCACGCGUAUGAACUGCGCGAACGUCAUCGCUUCACGUUCGGCAGAAUUAGAAUUGAAAUAUUUCUCGCAAAAUCUUACUUUUCAUGCGAAGCGUGAUGCAUCCACAUCGGUACUUAGAAAUAUUUCUAUAAGGAUGCUUGAAACUAUUACGGAGUUACUAUGACACGAGAUUACUUUAAAAGGGAAACCUAUCCAACGGUGGAACUCGGUUAUUAAAACGAAGUUCUAGCGCUAUGCAAAUUUUUUUUGAUACUCGGAUCGUCUUGAAGAGUGCAAUAUACACAUGCGUGCGUGCAUGCAUGUAUGUAUCUUUUUUAAGGAAUCGUGUUUUCGAGCUAUCAUGUACAGUUACUAUAAUAGAUUUAUAUAUGUAGAUAGUAUAAUGUAAUGUAUCAAAAAAUUGAAAAAGAUCUCGCAUAUUUCACUGUACCCAUAUCAAUAUACAUACAUAUGAGUAAUGCAAUAAA